This is a messenger RNA of Medicago truncatula (barrel medic), 1355 nucleotides long. RefSeq names its product 50S ribosomal protein L4. Gene Ontology annotation, biological process: translation. The transcript is spliced from 8 exons. Lineage: Eukaryota; Viridiplantae; Streptophyta; Magnoliopsida; Fabales; Fabaceae. The record is from RefSeq and is a predicted model, not a curated record. Bases 169 to 1071 code for a protein of 300 amino acids. Gene Ontology annotation, molecular function: structural constituent of ribosome. Gene Ontology annotation, cellular component: ribosome.
GGGUUGAAUGGUUGAUACUUUUUUUGACAAAAGGGUAGUUUCGUUCGUUCAGAAAUCCAAAACCUCAUCUCUCUCCGAACAAACCUGUUGAUUCUCGCAGCUCUUGCUUCAUCAAUCUCGAUCUCACCUCAUUUAUGUUCUCUUCUGUUGCCGGUUGAUUCUUCAGUUAUGGCUUCUUUCAUCUCCAAAAGGCUACUUCGUUCUUAUCAAUCCUUGCAUUCACUGGGACGGCGCUGCUUUAAUUCACCCAGUGCUGCUGGGUUAUAUGGGGAGCGACUCAUUUCUGCACAACGUAUCUUGACCGGAUCAAUCACCCAACGCUUUUCUACUUCUACUGAUGAAGCUGCAUUUCCAUCUGACUUAUUGUCCAAAAAGCCUCUCGCAACAUCUGAGCGUGAUAUAGGGCUCUGUCAGGAUCUUUUAAUUCCAGUUACCAACUUUCACAACGAAGACAAGGGCUUUAUGGUUUUAGCUGGAGAUGUUUUUGAUAUGCCUAUUCGGAAGGAUAUAGUUCACCGUGUUGUUUUGUGGCAGCGUGCAAAACGCCAACAGGGAACUCACUCAACAAAAACUAUCAGUGAGGUCAGUGGGACUGGGAGAAAGCCUUGGAACCAAAAGGGGACUGGUCGAGCAAGGCAUGGGUCAUUGCGUGGGCCUCAGUUCAGGGGUGGUGAAGCGAAGCAUGGUCCUAAGCCCCGAAGUCACGCUUUCAAACUCAAUAAGAAGGUUCGGCGACUGGGACUAAAGAUUGCUCUGUCAGCUCGUGCAGCAGAAGGAAAGCUUCUAGUGUUUGAGGAUUUGGAGGUUCCCACACAUAAAACCAAGAACUUUUUGAAUUUUUUUAACCAACUGGAGGACACCAAGAAACUUCUGAUCGUAGAUGACGGCCCCGUAAAUGAAAAGCUAAAGUUAGCUACACAAAAUCUGCAUUAUGUUAAUUUACUUCCAUCCAUUGGAUUAAAUGUCUACAGUAUUUUGUUGCAUGAUACUUUGGUGAUGUCCAAAGAUGCUGUGAACAGAAUUGUUGAGCGUAUGCACACUCCAAUCUCCAAUAAAUCCACACCCCAAUAAAUGGUUGAGGCAGUAACUGUCUGUUUCUGUACUAAACUUCAUUUACUCAGGAUUAGGAAUAGUAUCCCCAUGUCCUCAUUUCUGUAACACAGUGAUCCAAUGAGAAUAUUUUGCUUGAGGUUUCUGAUAAAAUUAUACUAGCAAAGCAAGUUGUAAUUUUUUAUGUUGUUCAAGAUUAAAACUUAGGAAUUGGAUGGUGAAAUUUUAAUGCUCAAAUGGUUAAGUUGUUGUAGUUUCCGAUGGCAUCUCAUUUUUCAGCAAAUGCAUGGGAUCUGUUUAACCUA